AUAUCUGCAAUCUCUAAUUAAAAAAAAAAGAGAAAAGAAAUUAAAAAAACGCUGGCGUCCCUAUCCCCCUACCGCCCGCGCCCAGAUAUUUUGUUCCUGCGUGCUUAUCUUCUUCCAGUUUCCACCGCUCCUUCUAUCUUCAACCUGAGCCGUACCAUUCUGGAGGAUUCUCAAAGUGCAUUUCUCCCUGCUCGUUCUCUGUCUGGUCGAGCAGCCCCUCCCUGAAGUUUUUGCCCAUGGCGCUCAGCGCCCAGGUCCUCUGUGCCCUCCUUGUUUCUCCUCUCCCUCGAUCCCAUGGCGGUCGCUCGGUCGCUCGGUCUCCAAGCUCCAGCCGCGCCCCUGGUUCCAGCCAUGGCACUCCUUCAAGCUCGGUUCUUCUCUCUGCGCAGGAUCCUCUCCCAUGGCGAGCUGCCGGCGCUGUUCCCUGUGCGUCCGUCGCUCUGCCCUCUGCUCAGAUUCCAUCGGACCGCGCCCCUCUGCUCUGUUGCCGCGAGCAGCCGCGCCCAGCUCUGCUCCUCUCUCCCUUGCCGCGGAGCUCCUGUGCGCGCGCUGUUCCUGCUCGCCGAGCGGUUCUCUGCCCUGCGCGCCGUGCUCCCUGCUCUCCCUGUGCGGCUCCCCAAGUCCGGUGCCCAGCUGUGCUCGCGAGUUUCUCCUCCGCGCGUCCUGCUCGCUCUCUGCCUGUUUCCAUGGCGUCCUGUUUUCUGCGCGCGUUUCUCGGCGCCCGACUCCCUCUACUCGGACUGCGGCAUCCCUGCUCGGAGCUCCCUGAUGCCGAGCCCAUCUCCCAGUCCAUGGCCGCGCGCAGCUGCUGUGCUUUGUGCGCACGCCGUGCUUCUCUGCCGGUGCCCAAUCCUCCCUGCUCGUGCCGUCGUCGAAGCUUUUGGAUGCGCGCGCCCAGCUGACCUUCCUGUGUCGCGCCCCGACUUUGCCCAACGCCCCGUCGAGCUCCUCUGCCGAGCGCCGUGGAGCCUGCGCGCUCGGUUCUUUCCAGUUCGUGUACUGCUCGACUUUGCGUCGCGCGCGCAGCGUUCUGUUGUUCCUGCGCGUGCUGCCGCGAAGCUCCCUGUUCAGUUCGCCUUCGUCGCGUUGUCGUGCGCACGAAACUGCUCGCAGUCGAUAUCGAGUCUGUGACGCGCGCGCUGGACACGGUAAAGCGUUGCGUGUGCUUGUGUCCGAACCCGCCCGACCGUGACCUCGUUUUGCUCCUCGUGUCGCUGCUCGCCGAGUACUUCCUCAGUCCGCGCCAUAAAAUUCGCUCGGCCACAGCCUCGAUGAACUGCGAAACUCCCUCGUCGUGCGCUCUGGCAUCGGCUAUCGCCGAUUUCGCCAUUGAGUUCGCAAGCACUCCUUGUUUUGUUCGUCUCGCCGUGGGCGACUUCUCUACGCUUCAAAUCCGUGUUGCUCGCCCCGCAUACGCUCACUUCUCAUCCAUCGGGUUUUGUGCGUGCUCGCGUUUGUCGUCGAGCUGUUGAACCCGUCAUCUCUGGCUCGAUCCCCACCUCACCAGCUCGCUCCAGACUUCAAUUGAAGGUCGUCGUCGAUCCGUGCGUCAUCAAGAAAUUCCAAGAGUCAAGUGAAGACGGAGCCAGCAACGUGAUAUUCACCAAGUGCGCGACAAAAAGCUCGAGCCAGGAUUUAUCAGCAUUCGUAUGAGAUUUGGGUCGCGUUUGAUGCUGGUACGUUUAUUGACCACGUGAUGCGAAGAACUAAAGCUGAGUCGACCCCAAGAUGACGUAAUGGGUGGACUAAUUCACAAGAUGAUGCUGGUGGAUUAACCUGAAGAUGGAUAAUCGGAACAAGUAUCAGAACAAAGGAUGAUCGCCAAGUGGACAUCAUCUAACAAACACUAACGUAGUGUUUAUUCCAGGCAAGCCCCGGUGCAUGCAACCCCUUCCUUGUGUUUUUAAAUAAUUUUUGCACACUUUAAGUCUAGUGAAAUGUGCAUUAGGUUUAUAGGAGUUGCUUGGAACCCUUUGAUGCAUUGCCUUCCUUGAUAUCCAUACCUUUAUAGAUACUUCUGGUGAAGUAUCAAAAUAUGAUUUACAAAAAUGCUUAGCCCUGCUCAGAUCUUAUGGAUAGAGGUUGUCUUUUGCAUUAAGGCCUAGCUCAGGGGUUAUCCUGAGGAAAGAUGGCUUCUACCUGCAAGAAUAUUUUCAUUGAGAGCGUGGUGGGAUCUUACUGCAAAGUUCCCUUUGAUGCUCUUUUCAUCCUAGGAACAUAAACAAUCCUAAGGAUGGAAGUACUUAAAUCGGGACUUGGGCUAGGAACAGGUGAUGCUCCGCCUAGGUUAGUUAAGGAUUGGAUGCGUAUGUAGGCCUGUUGAUCAAGGACUAUCUUAACUAGCCACAUGCCCUGGAAAUGGGACAGGGUAAGCUUGAACCCAGCUAUUCCAUACAUGAAAAGACAAUCGCGCACUGGGAGUGGAGAGAUGGCGAGAGUGGCACGUACCCUCCUGGCAAAGGACCGCCUAAAAAGGGUGGUGUGCUCUCGGGUGGCGCGGACCUAUUCAUGCAGUAGAGGAUCCGUGGGAAUGGUAGACAUGCAAGGUUUAUGAGAAACAUAUGUCGUGUGGUUAGAGAUCCUCAGCUGAGUAAAUCGAUUCGGAUCGCCGUUAUAUCCCCGGAGAGUGGAGACUUGAUCUCCGACCUACAACCUAAGUCAGGAUGUGAACAUUAUGAAUAAAAAUGAUGUUGUAUUGAUGAGAUGGUGAAAUUAGACUAGAUGCAAACAGAGUCUAUUAAUAUUUAAUCUGACGUUAAAAUAUUGAAAGAAAGGACUCACUUUAGUAAGCUAUUUCUGCAAAAGUAUCUAAAUUGAUUCUUGCUAAAGCCUCUCCUUGAUUCCCAAAUCUAGCAUAUCCUUGAGAGUCUUUUCUUUAGUCGGGUAAGUCUUGCUGAGUAAUUCCAUACUCAGGGUUUUAUUCCCUGUUGUUUUUCAGGUUUUAAUUUUGUGCUGCUGUUGAUGGUGUUAAGUGCCGGUGGGCUCGGCCUUCUUAUAAGUCUAAGUACUUCUUCUAUACUUCUUAAUGAGGAUGGUCACUUGAGCUAGCAUAUAUUUCAAACUUAUACUUUUGUAAUCACUCCGAUAAAAUAAUGUAAAAUUUUUGUAACCUGUAAAAUUUGGUAAUAAGAUUUCCGCUGCAAAAAUGUUGUGUGUGUGAUUUGUGUUACUUAAUCCCGCGGUUCUGGUUGUAAGUGGUUUAUCCGAUGUCCUUGGGCAAUCGAACGGAUUCUGUUAAGUUAUCUAGUGCACAUGCAUAGCUGUCUGAGGUCUUUGAGACAAGGACAGGUGCAUGUGGGCCCAAUAACUUGGGAGGUUCUGCCACA
Messenger RNA from Zea mays, 3326 nucleotides. RefSeq lists its product as uncharacterized. The transcript has 2 exons. Lineage: Eukaryota; Viridiplantae; Streptophyta; Magnoliopsida; Poales; Poaceae. The record is from RefSeq and is a predicted model, not a curated record. The coding region runs from base 295 to 1131 and encodes 278 amino acids.